AAAAAAUUAAAAAACCAAAAAAAAAAUAUAUUUGUCUCUGUCGUUUCGUCCCUUCGAUCUAUAAAUCUUAAUUUGUGUUUGAGUUAUAACAUUAAUUAUAAUCAUUAUGGGAUUUCUUGAUAAACUUUGGGACGAAACGUUGGCGGGUCCCUUACCUGAAUCGGGUUUGGGUAAACUUCGAAAGUAUAACUCUUUCUCUGCAAGCUCCGGCUUCCGGUCGCCACCGCCGAUGAAGGAAGAUGUUCCUAUUAGUCGUAGCAUUAUGAUUAUUAGAACUCAUUCUAAUUUUGGUAGAGGCACUGUUUCGGAACCUGUUUCUCCUUGUUCUUCUACACCUAUAUCCCCUCGCACCCCUUUAUCACCCGAGACACCCGGCGGCAAUUUUAAGAAAUUCACGAGAAGAAAAUUACAUAUUGAUCCAACUGAGAGCUCCGACCAUCGAGGGUGAUUUUAUGAGUGCUUUGGAUCGUUGUUGAGAGAGAAAGGAAGUAAGAUAUUUUGCAUUGAACGACGUCAUUUGGGAUAUAAUUAACAUUGAUUUUUAAUUUCUAAGUGGAAUCAUAUAGCAUAUAGUUGCUAUUUAUAUAUAUAUUGUAUAUAUUGUGUAUAAUGUAUAUUACUAUGUGUAAUAUAAGGUACGUACUAUAAGUUAGUGGCCUGUGCUUCAAGAGAUUAAUGUUGAGUGAAGGAGUAGUACAAAGAAAGUCACUAGAAGUGUAUAUUUUGUAUAUAUGGUUUUUUUUCUUCCAUUUUUUUAAUUUGUUUUCUCAUUUUUUAGUUUUGGGUGGUGACUAUUGUAAAUAUGGAUUGUGUACUCUGAAAUCUGUGUGGAACUCAAUGAAGCUUGAAUUAUAUUA
This is a messenger RNA of Lathyrus oleraceus (garden pea), 857 nucleotides long. Its product is annotated as dormancy-associated protein homolog 4. The coding region runs from base 107 to 448 and encodes 113 amino acids. The transcript has 3 exons. The record is from RefSeq and is a predicted model, not a curated record. Lineage: Eukaryota; Viridiplantae; Streptophyta; Magnoliopsida; Fabales; Fabaceae.